CCUACAUGAGUCCUACUAGUCUAUCUAUUGAGUAACUUUCACUUUCAACGUCACUCCGUUAACCGCUUUCCAUGACGCUACAGUUACUACGCGUCAUACGUAAUUCAUUUGCAUUUCGUUCAGAAAAUUGCAUUAAUUUUAAUCGCCAUUGCAAGUUGUUACGAACGAGCGAAUACCGUUAUUCGGAGUGGGGGCAGAGAGUAGGACGCGCGCGGGGGGCACGUAUCGGAGGUGCGGGAGCGCGGCGAGUUCACUCUGUCACUCGGUCAUUACGGUAUUUUUCUGUAACGCGUCCCACAUUUACGAUCGUGAAAGAAAAAGUGACAAUGCCCGAAAACAAACCGUUUCAACGCCUUCCGAAGAAUGUCGUACCUAAACAUUACGAUCUAGAACUGGUGCCAGAUCUCGAGAAACUAACGUUUACGGGAAAGACGGCAGUGAAAGUAUCGAUCGUCAAUCCUACCAAAGAGAUAGUGCUCAACUGUUUGGACUUGGAUUUGAAGACCGUUAAGUUACAGUUCGAGAAUGGAGAAGCUCUGUCGCCGGUGGAAGUGCGGCUCAGCGCAGCCGAAGAGACGGCCACGAUCGCGUUCGCGGAGACGCUGCCGGCCGGCGAUGCCGCUCUGCAGUGCGAGUUCACUGGCGAGAUCAAUGACAAGAUGAAGGGGCUGUACCGCAGCAAGUACCUGACGCCGAGCGGCGAGGAGCGCCACGCGGCCGUCACGCAAUUCGAGGCGACGGACGCGCGCCGCUGCUUCCCGUGCUGGGACGAACCGGCCAUCAAGGCCACCUUCGACAUUUCCCUGCGCGUUCCCGCCGACCGUGUCGCUCUCUCUAACAUGCCCGUGAAGGAGGAACAGAUAACUGACAACACGCGAUUCGUGAGGUUCGACACAACUCCAAUCAUGUCCACGUAUCUGGUAGCUGUUGUAGUGGGCGAGUAUGACUAUGUGGAAAAGACAUCGCGCGACGGCGUCUUGGUGCGCGUGUACACGCCUGUGGGCAAAAGCAAGCAGGGCAUGUUCGCACUGGAAGUGGCAGCCCGGGUACUGCCUUACUACAAGGAGUACUUCGACAUAGCCUAUCCAUUGCCUAAAAUUGAUCUGAUUGCUAUAGCAGAUUUUUCAGCCGGUGCUAUGGAAAACUGGGGUUUAGUGACAUACAGAGAGACAUGCUUGUUGGUGGAUGAGGAACACACAUCUGCUGUGAGACGGCAGUGGAUAGCCCUUGUAGUUGGUCAUGAGUUGGCUCAUCAGUGGUUUGGCAACCUGGUCACUAUGGAAUGGUGGACUCAUCUCUGGUUGAACGAGGGUUACGCUUCAUUUGUGGAAUUCUUGUGUGUCAACCAUCUGUUCCCUGAGUAUGAUAUUUGGACUCAGUUUGUUACUGAAACUUACAUCAGGGCUUUAGAGUUAGAUUGUUUGAAAAACUCACACCCCAUUGAAGUGCCAGUAGGCCACCCAUCUGAGAUUGAUGAGAUAUUUGAUGACAUCUCAUACAACAAGGGUGCUUCUGUCAUUCGCAUGCUGCACAGAUAUAUUGGUGAUGAUGAUUUCCGUAAAGGAAUGAACAUCUACCUUACUAGACAUCAGUACAAAAAUACUUUUACUGAAGACCUAUGGGCUGCUUUGGAGGAAGCAUCAAACAAGCCUGUUGGGGAUGUGAUGUCCACAUGGACUAAGCAGAUGGGUUUCCCAGUUGUACAGGUAAACUCGACACAAAGGGGCAAUGAUCGCGUGUUGACGCUGACUCAGCAGAAAUUUACCGCGGACGGUAGCCAGGACCCUCAUGAUAUCCUAUGGAUGGUGCCUAUUACUAUUUCUACACAGGAGUUUCCUUCUAAGGUGGCAUUGUCUACAGUUUUGGAAAAACGAACCCAAGAAGUUGUCCUAGAAAAUGUUUCAGAGUCUUCAUGGGUUAAAUUAAACCCUGGCACAGUGGGUUACUACCGGACUCGGUAUGAGGCCGGCAUGCUGGCGCAGCUGGUGGGCGCGGUGCGCGACGGCUCGCUGCCACCGCUCGACCGGCUCGGGCUGCUCGACGACUGCUUCGCGCUGGUGCAGGCCGGACACACGCACACGCACGAGUCCCUGAAACUCAUGGAGGCAUUCAACAACGAGAACAACUUCACCGUCUGGUCGUCAAUCUCCAACUGCAUGUCCAAACUGAGCGCGCUGUUCUCCCACACGGCACUAGACAAGCCGCUUAAGAACUAUGGGCGGCAGCUGUUCGGGCCGGUCACUAAGCGCCUGGGCUGGGACGCGGAGGAUAAGGAGAGUCAUCUGGACACCCUGUUGAGGAGUCUCGUGCUUAACAAAAUGAUUAGCUUCGAGGACCCGGACACCAUCAAGGAGGCUAAGAAUCGAUUCGAGAAACACGUAUCGGGCGCGGCGACAUUACCAGCGGACCUGCGCUCGGCGUGCUACCGCGCCGUGCUCGCGGACGCGGACGAGGCCACAUUCCAGCGGUUCCUGGAGCUGUACCGCUCUGCAGACCUGCACGAGGAGAAGGACCGCAUCAGCCGCGCACUGGGAGCGGUCAAGGACCCGGAGCUUCUGAAGCGUGUGCUGGACUUUGCCGUCUCGGAUGAAGUGCGCGCCCAAGACACAGUGUUCGUGAUCGUGUCGGUGGCAGUCAGCAGGAACGGCCGCGAUCUUGCGUGGCAGUUCUUCAAGGACCACUGGCAGGACUUCAUGGAUCGCUACCAGGGCGGCUUCCUCCUGGCGCGACUAGUGAAGUCUACCACCGAGAACUUUGCCUCUGAGUCGGCCGCUCAAGAAAUAGACGAGUUCUUCCGCACACACCACUCGCCCGGCACCGAGCGCUCCGUGCAGCAGGCGCUGGAGACCGUGCGGCUCAACGCGGCCUGGCUGCGCCGCGACCUCGCCUCCACCACCACCUAUCUGCAGUCCUACCACUGACGGACCAAAUGACACAAGACUGAAACUACAACGAAGUCCAGUUAACGUUUCAAUAGAUCUUUAUCCACUGAGCUGCUAGCAUUUUGAGUUAUUUAUUUUCCAGUGACAUCGUUAUAUGUUAACCGUGACAUUGUAAAAGAGUAUUUUAAAUGUUGUUAAUAUGUUUAUCGUAUUUUAAACCUAAUAUAGUGAAUUACAUUAAACAGCAGUAACAGGUGGGACAUAAUAGGAAUGAAGUAGUAUGUUUCAAUUUGUUGUUUUAUAAUAUUCCUGUCUGUUCAUUUCAUUUGUUUCUAAAAACUAUACGAGCACUUUCGAUCGCCAUGUCAAAUCUAGAAGCUUAGUCUAACUAAUUAAUAAUAUCGUAAAUUUAUAGGUCUUAACUAUCCUUACCUUUUACGAAGUAUACUGCAAAAAAGCUGGGGUAGAAAAUAUUUACUCACAAGUUUGCUAUAAACUUGAGUACGCUUUGAUUUAGACCGGGAUUAGGUACACUGAAAACGCAUACAUGGCAGUCUGUUAUCAAAAGGGUAUUGAGCAUGUUAGAAAAAAAAUCUGUUAUGCAUUUAGACCGAUUGUGCUCGCUAAAAUUCGCAUUUAUGUUAGUACAAUGAUGACACUAGUCACAUGCACCUAACUAGAUUUCCGCAGCGCAAAGGAGCUAAGACAAGUCUUAUCAUAAACUAACAAACACGGCCCAUUGUUCACUUCAAUACUCUGCAGAGUUUUAAUGGUCUAUUGUUAGAGAAGCUAUACUUACAGGAUUUAACAUGUAUUAUAAUGUGUAAAAUAUUAUUUUAAUUUAUGUUUAGAUUAUGUUACGAGUUUUGUAAUAUUGGUGCUGAGAGCAUUAUUUUUGUUUUAUUUCUUUAUUCUGGGGAAAGUACAAUUUGUUUCUAACAUUAGUGUAAACUGUAUACUGACAACAAACCGUAGCUUAGUAGCGUAUUUAAUUUAAUUUACCAGUGUGCAAUAGUUUCUUACGCCCACCACAUAAGUACCAGUCGACUUGCACACGCAUAUAAUUUUAAUUAAGUACCUACAUUUAGCAAAUUAAUCGUUUAGGGGCGUGCAAGUUCAGUCAAAAUUUUUGUGAUCUUAAAAUAAUGAAAUGAAGUUACCAUCGUUUAUUAGUGUCUUAUCGCUGUCAUUGCUGAAUUGUUUUGUAAGACUGUGUUAUUGCAAUAAAUGGUACAAGAACAUAA
Molecule: messenger RNA, 4126 nt
Organism: Cydia splendana
Lineage: Eukaryota; Metazoa; Arthropoda; Insecta; Lepidoptera; Tortricidae
Gene: Psa
Product: puromycin-sensitive aminopeptidase
Exons: 13
Coding region: 72-2921 (949 amino acids)
Biological process (GO): proteolysis; peptide catabolic process
Cellular component (GO): cytoplasm
Molecular function (GO): peptide binding; metalloaminopeptidase activity; zinc ion binding
Source: RefSeq, a predicted model, not a curated record